Mycena citricolor is the source of this 302-nucleotide messenger RNA. NCBI's taxonomy places the organism in Eukaryota, Fungi, Basidiomycota, Agaricomycetes, Agaricales, Mycenaceae. The record is from the annotation of a GenBank genome assembly.
CUCCUGUCGCUUGGAACAGGCCGUAUUCCUUCGAUCCCUUCAAUUCGAGCGACAUGAAAAGAACAGGAUCCUCGCUCACCGCAUACAGCUUCAAGACUCGGUCGUCCCAUUUCUGCCAGGACGGACGCGACUUGAACAUCUUGUAGGCGUCUUCUUUCGAAGCCCAGAUGUCUCGUCGUUUCUCCGCGCCUCCGGCGAGAAAGUUCUUCAUCGCUCGCGUUGGUUCGUUCUUGACGCACAUGGUCUCCAGCAGCACCAGCGCGUCGGGUUUGAUCGGCGGUUGGUACGUCAGCGCAAGCGUG